Petromyzon marinus (sea lamprey) is the source of this 783-nucleotide messenger RNA. RefSeq names its product transmembrane protein 141 (gene TMEM141). NCBI's taxonomy places the organism in Eukaryota, Metazoa, Chordata, Hyperoartia, Petromyzontiformes, Petromyzontidae. The record is from RefSeq and is a predicted model, not a curated record.
GCAGACCUCGAACAUUUACAUUUAGCUCCUGAACGUACAGGUUCAGGAUUGCCAUACACAAUUGUUUUUUUUGUUGUAACUUCCUGACCCCGUGCCCCUACUGGACAUCUUGCGACAUAGAGCUGCGUAUAUAAUCGGAUUCCUCCUCGACUUUAAAUACAUUUGGUAUUUGCUUUCUCUGAACUCUGCCUCCGAAGUUUGGAGGAAACUCCUCUGUGUUGGCAUCGUCUCCGCGCCUCCCACGUGCCUCCUUCCCUCCCGUCACGGCUACCGGCAGCGGCCGAGCGAGCGGUUGAAGCUGUGUGCGCGUCUCACACUCCCCCAGGGCAGUACCGACAACAGCACCAGCAGUACUGACAGUACUCGUGGCGGCGCAGGUGACAACUUCACUGGCUACCGUCGUCACUGAGCGAUGGUGAACAUCGGACUGGCUCGAGUGGACGACUCCGUCGCAGAAAGGCACCCGGGUCUGCAGUCAUACUCUGCCUGCACCUCGUUCGCACUGAUGAAAGGGACCGCGGUGCUUGUGCUGGUGGUCAGCUCGGCCGUCAGUUACAGCAUCACCCGCAGGGAGGUGGGAAAGUGUGGAGAAAACUGGAUUCGCUUUGAGAAGGGAGAGCUGCCACAAGAUCUGACAAAUGCCGUGGGGCGGCCGGAGGGAGCGUCCCCGUCCGCGGGUUCUGAACAUGAGACGGCCACCGGACGCACCAAGUACGGCGACGUCCUCGAGUAGGAAGUGUCUGGGUGCUGACACAGCUGGGGAGGGUGGAGGGGAUGGCGACG